AUGGAGAGUCUGCAGAGUAACGAGGAGUUAUUUGCUCAUGCUUCAGGUCAAAGACAAAGUAUUGACUAUAGCCAAGACUGUCCAAGAGGUUGUGGACUUUCACUGACAACCACAGAAGACAAAGAACACAACUGCAUCACAAAGCUGAGAACAACCAUUGAAGAGCUGCGGACAGAAAUGACAUGCAAGAUGGAAGAUCAAAAGAGAGAAAUGGAGGCUAUGUUUGAUUUACAAAGAGGUCACAUGCUGAAGAAAGAAACAGCUCUUCAAGGCCAAAUUGAAGCUCUCAAAACAGAGCUUAGCCGAUUGGGAGAACGUUUAAAGACUUUGCUUGAUGUAGAAAUGAACAGGCAACAGGAAUUAGACAGACUGACUUCAGAGAGAGCAGAAAUCAUGGCUUUGCUAAAAGAACUUCAAAGUGAAAAACAGAAUACUGUUACAUUAUGUCAGCACUGUUCACUUGGAAAUAAAGGAAAAGUGACUAAUGUUUAA
Candidula unifasciata is the source of this 492-nucleotide messenger RNA. The record is from the annotation of a GenBank genome assembly. Lineage: Eukaryota; Metazoa; Mollusca; Gastropoda; Stylommatophora; Geomitridae.